Molecule: messenger RNA, 5503 nt
Organism: Carcharodon carcharias (great white shark)
Lineage: Eukaryota; Metazoa; Chordata; Chondrichthyes; Lamniformes; Lamnidae
Product: MOB kinase activator 3C-like
Exons: 4
Coding region: 376-1026 (216 amino acids)
Biological process (GO): signal transduction; positive regulation of protein phosphorylation
Cellular component (GO): cytoplasm; nucleus
Molecular function (GO): protein kinase activator activity
Source: RefSeq, a predicted model, not a curated record
GACAUCAUAAACAGGAAAACAGGAGAGGAGCCCAGCCAUUCUUGUGUAACCCUCUCCUAGCCCAGCAGUGUGUGAAAUGCUGGACUGAGUCUGCAGAGAGGAAAGCACCAAACUAUGGCUGUGUUAAAUUGAGUCUAUAACAAUAUAAAUCCCCCACAGCUGCAGCUUCCUGUAACAACUGUGAAGAUCCUGUAUGCAGAAGGGAAAGAAUCGCUUCUUACAGUGUAUGAGAAUACUCAGAUUGCUGCAGUAAAUUGUGGAGAAUAAACUACCAUUGAGAUCCUGAAGUUCUUAAAUACUAUCAACUUAAUUCAAGAAAAAAGCCCCUUUUUAUCUUGAAUCUUGUUUAAGGGAGAGACGGACGUAUCUUGAAAGAUGGCCCUUUGCCUGAAGCAAGUCUUUAAUAAAGACAGAACUUUUCGACCCCGAAAGAAGUUUCAGCCAGGAACCCAACGCUUCGAGUUGUACAAAAAAGCGCAGGCCUCACUUAAAUCUGGUGUCGAUCUCAAGACUGUAGUUCAGCUUCCUGCAGGGGAAAGCCUUAAUGAUUGGAUUGCAGUCAACACAGUAGAUUUCUUCAACCGCAUUAACCUCAUCUAUGGUACCAUUUGUGAGUACUGCACCGAAAGGAGCUGUCCCGUCAUGUCAGGUGGGCUGAAGUAUGAAUACAGGUGGCAGGAUGAGCACAAGUAUAAGAAGCCAACCAAAGUAACUGCUCCACAGUAUAUGAAUUUGCUCAUGGAUUGGAUUGAAGCCCUGAUCAAUAAUGAGGACAACUUCCCCACUCGAGUCGGUGUUCCCUUCCCCAAGAAUUUUAUGCAACUCUGUAAGAAGAUUCUCACCAGACUUUUCCGAGUCUUUGUUCACGUUUACAUCCACCAUUUUGAUCGGAUUACCACCAUGGGAGCUGAAGCCCAUGUCAAUACCUGCUACAAACAUUUUUACUAUUUUGUGACAGAGUUUGAAUUGACUGAUGAACGGGAGUUGGAGCCUCUGAAAGUGAUGACAGAGAAAAUUUGCCACUGAUUCCAGCUUGAGAGAAGCCACACAGCAACUCUCCCCAGUGACAUAAAAUCCAACAACUGAGCCAUAUAUUGUCUGGCACAAAGAAGAUUACCAGAAAGUGAAAAUCUACAAUCCAAAUCCCUGCAAAAAUUGACCAAGAGAAAUCAUUUCGAAGCAUAAAUCAUGAAUUCAUAAAUCAUCUUCAUGGGAACAGAUCAACAGUGAUUGAAUAAACACUGCAAUUAAAUCAUCUCAGGAAGGCCAUCACCCAUAUCCCCCCCUUUUUGUUCUCAAAACUAAUUCAAUCCAAUCAACUGAAGGCAGUUCAGCACUCCUGCGCAAUUUCAUUUAGAUUCACCAAACAAAAUAUACUUGCUCAAAACAUGUCACAAGCCAAGGGAACCUUUGUCACUACAUCAUGACUGUCUGUCCCCAAACUAUUUGGUUCAUACAGUACUCUUUGCUUAAUCAGGGAGACCUGCAACCACAUAUCUGGAGCCCAAACCACCAAUCAUUCCUGUAGUUCUAAUGUCCCAUCACAAUGGCAGCGAAUCUGCAUUUCAUCACAGUACCGCCUGGUCCACUCAGCUAUUGUACAGCAGGAAUAUAUUGCUCCAGAAUCAGGCAACCAGGAAUCAGACACCACAUCAACUGCAAACCAAAAGGUGUCAGGCAUAUCAGGUAUAUUCUGCCCCAGCACUAGAUUAGGUAUAUAGCAACAGGAUCAGGCCCAUACCACCCCAGUAGUGGACCACAGGUAUCAGAAAUAUAUCAUAUGAGGCUUGGCAUCAAAUAUCAGCAGCACCUUGCCAUUAAUGACUGGAUUUACCCUGUUAAUGUGAUGAUUCAAAACAUCUGAUAGCUUUAGUUUAUAAAUUGAUUCUGCUUGUCUCCCAAACAAUCAACAAGGUAAUGUAAUAGCAACACUAAUGGUACAGUGGUCAUACAUCGGCCUUCCUUGUUUUACAAGGACGUUAACAUAGUAAAGACAGAGAAUCAAGCCAUACAUUGCUAGAUCAGGAAAAAGAAUCAUACAUCUCUGAUAAACUAAGACCUGAUGAGAUAUAUAGAGAAAUAUAAGAUUUUACACGAGUGAAAUAUUUGCUUUUAUCCAGUGUGUAUUGCACUUUUACAGGAUUUAAAAUUGAGACAGUUUAGUCACACACCACCAGAUGAGAGUGAAAUGCCAGUUUUUGCAUUUUCUAAAUCUAGGGAAUAACUGCAUGAAAGCACUUAGCAUGAAACUUUAAAUACCUACCCAACUUUUGAAUUGGGUGCAAGUCAUUUUUUAAACCCUUGUUUUAAAAGUACUCUUCAUGGUGUUCAAAACACCCUGGAGCCUUGAUUCAAAGUAGUUUGUGAAAAACUGGCAUCAAUUGUGUCAGAAUCAUGCCUUUGGGUAAAUAUCAGCCAAUAAAUUCCAAUAUCUUAAAGAAAUAAAGUGCCAACGAUAUUGUAAAUUUUGUACUCUUUGAAUAUUUUAUGAUAAUGUAUAGUGAAACGCCUAAAGAAUUUCAGUUCAUUUACAAUGCCAUCUGAUCAAAAUGCCAAAUGCAUUGAAAUAUUUUUCUUUACAAUAGAUUGAAUUGAUAAGAACAUAAAAUAAGAAAUAGGAGCAGGAUUAGACCAUAGGGCGCCUUGAGCUUACUCCACCAUUCAAUAUGAUCAUAGCUGAUCUUCUGCCUUCAACUCCACAUUCCUGCUCACUCUCCAUCUCUUAUCUCUUAUCUCAGUCCUAAAUGAUUGACCCCUUAUCCUGAGACUGUACCCAGAUACUCCAGCCAGCAGAAACAACCUUUCAGUGUUUAACGUGUUAAGCCCCUUCAGAAUUGUGUAUGUUUCAAUGAGAUCACCACUCAUUCUUCUAAAAGCCAGAGGUAUAGGUCCAAUUUCUUCAACCUCUCAUCAUAGGACAACGUUCUUAUCCCAGGAACUAAUCUAGUGAACCUUCACUGUGCUGCCAGAUAAGCAAUGUUACUUAUAACCAAUCUUAUGCACAAUGUGUAACACACCAUUUGUUCAUUGCAAAUGAGAUCCAUACAAUCAGAUUGCUAUAAAUUUUAUUGUUUAACCUGAAUGGAAGGGAAGUAAUUUGGAUUCCUUUACAGGUGUGUGCUUCAACUUGCUCCAUUUUUGAUACUGCAUCAAAUGAUCCAGUUUUCCUAGGAGCAAAUCCAGGAAUAUCUCCCCUAAUAUUCUGUUGGUCAAACAUCAAAGAACUUAACAAUUUAGAUGUAAAAUGUCAUUUCUCUGACUCAAAACUGCUUUGACAAAGUAUAUGUUUUCUGUAUCAUUACAAACAAUGCAUCAUCACAACAAAAUUGAAGCGUGACUUUGCUAGUUCCUUGCCUUGCUUAUUUUUGUUUUUGGUUGAGGAAUACAUAUUGCCCAGGACAAUGGGAGGACUUCAAUAUACUUCUUCAUAUCAUGCCAUGGGAUCUCUUAUGCCUAUUUGAACAGCCAGAUGGAGCCUUGGUUUAAUGCCUCAUUUGAGAGACUACACCUCUGAUAAAGAAGCACUCCUUCAGUACUUCACAAUGUGUCAGCCUAGAUUAUGUGGUCAAGUCCUGUAGUGUAGUUUGAACCCACAAUCUUUGGCUUAUAGAUGAGAGUAAUACAACUGAGCCAUGCUGACAAGAAAACAUUCAUCCAGUUUGCAAUACAGAAAUAUUGAUGAGACCAGGUUUGGCAAUGUAGUGAGACUCCUUGAUGUUCGUAUAUGCCGACCUGUAAGUGAUUCCAUUGUCUUUUGUGGGUUCUCUCAUGACUGAUAAGUCUGAUGUGGGACAUCGGCAGAAAUGGCAAUGUAAGAUUAUAGGUGAGAUGUGGAUGGCUCUAGAUUAUCUUAGACCACCUGUUAAAAAUAGUUUGGUGAGAAUUCCACAUCACAAUAGUGAAAUGCUUUCAUUUCAAAAAGCAGCUGAGAAAGAUCCUCAACACAUACCAAUCACACCCCAAUAAAUAUUAUGGGGCACAUUGGUGAAGAACCAGUUAGAUUGUCAGCUUAACCUUAUUAGUUAUUUACACUUUUGAGGUCAGCUCAAGAGAGCUACAAACUGUACACCAGUCGCUGACUUAGAUGUAUGGAGCCUGAGCAAGGCUCCAAUUUAUGAUCAUAUUACAUAACUCAAUAUGUGUCUUAUCUGAUGACUGAGCCUUAAUUAUAGUAAAAAAAGAAUGUCCAUUUAUCAUGGGACUUAAUACAGAUAUUCAAAAAAUUGCAUUUUUAAAAAAUGCAUGCUUUAUCUCUUAUUCAAUUUUUAUACUUUUAUAUGAAUAAGUGCUCUGUAAUAAUUUCUGAUUUUUUUAACUAUCAAUAGUUGGAAGAUUUAAUGUCUUUCUUUAAGUUCAAUGUUGUUAUGACGGGCUUACCGUGACAAAGUUCGUAUUGUUUACUUUUAAAGAUGUUUUUACUCACCUGUUUUCCCCUCUCCCAAAGUUCUUGAUUUCUUGAUGGAUGGUAGCUGUCCACCAAUAACUCAAUCAUGUAGUCAAUAUUCAAAUGCAAGCCUUGACGCUGAGUGUAAGUGGGUUGCUCAAGAAUGGGGGUGGUCAUAGCCAAGGCAGAUAUGGUCCUUACUGAAUGGUCACAUAUGUACACUUCCAGCAGAGGUUGUUGUAUAGCAAUCAGGAGCACAUACCAUAACCAGUUUCCCCUCUUCAACCUAAGUGACACUGAGGCUAACCGUAGCACGUCCUACUGAAACCAACUAACUCAGCACAGAUUAGAGAAAUCAAACUUGGAACCUUUCUGGUGUGUAUGACUCUGAUAUUCAGUAUACGAACUUGCCAAGCUAUUAGUGAAAUUCCAUUACUUUAGUUUCAAAUGCUAAUUUCAUGUUAAAUGUUUAAAAGGGCAAUUAGGGAUGGGCAAUAAAUGCUAAUCUAGCCAGCAAUGCCCACAUCCCACGAGUGCAUAAAAAAAUUAGGAGAUUAUUUUCUUUGAUUUAAAGAACUGACAUGAUCCAUUGUAAAAUCCUGCACUUUCAAUGCAGGCAUGCAAACUCUCCAUUUCUCUGUCAAAAUCCUAUAAAUUAUAAACAUGUGAUGUCAUGUCUGUUUAAUUUCAUUUUGUACAGUUACAUUGUUUCAUUUAUAGAAAUCCAUUAAUUACAAAGGUACAAGUUUAUUUUUUUAUUUGAUAUGAGAAAGAUGAUUUCUCCAGAAAUGUUGUUUUUGAUAUCAAUGGUGCUGGAAUCGGGAACUUUGAAACAGUGAGGAUCAUCUUCUGAAAAUGAAUGAACUGGAGAGAUUGUGAAUGACUUUCCUACAAGAACUUAUGCUGGAUUGGAGAUGGAUAGAAUUUGCAGCACGUUGUAAAGAACUUAGAUUUUAAAAUGGACAAAGAUACAUGGACUAAAUAAAAAACCACUGGUAUAUGAAUAAUUAAGACAUAUCAUUCUCAUUAUGUUUCGCUUACAUGUGCAAUGUACUUUUAGUACUUUCUGUUUUUGGGCUUUGUAAUUCUAUUUGUUUGAAAAUAAAGUUAGUCACUUUA